CAGCUGCACGUCAGUCAGAAGAGCCUGAAGUAAGAAGAGGGCGGUGCCGUCCUCCGUGUCCUGGUCCCACGCCCAUGAAAGGGAUGUGAUGUGGGCAGGUCCACGUCUGCCCUGCUCGCUGCGCCGUGGAGCUCCCGAUCCGGGACAGUGAUGCUGAGGUCUCAUGUCCAGAGAGCGGCCUCCUCCACCGGGCCUCCAAGGUCAUUCUUUCUCAGUGACCAUAACUGAGCGCUGCAGCCACCAGCUUUGAAGACAUUACUUUCACCUGCCCUGGGCAGUGUCUUCCAGCCUCAGCCGCCGCUGGCACCAAGACCUUCCUCACACCCCAAAACUCGACAUCCGAAACCAGCUGAGAAUGCGUGUGUAAGAUGCAGGCUGGAUGUAGCGGAAGACCCCACAGGCUGCCCCGCGUCCUUGGACCAUGAAGGUCCUGGAUGAGAGCCUCUUCUGGAUGCUGCUCCCGUUCUUCCAGCUGAUAGCCAGUGCCGCCGAGCACGAGGAGGUGGCCAAACACGCCAUCAAGUUGCACCGGGGGAAGGGGGCCACGGCCACUCAGAGGAAGCAGUGGGUCCUGGACAGCUGCAGGAGGCUCACGGGGCUCCUGCGUCAGAAGAACGUGGUCCUGAACAAACUGAAGAAUGCCAUCAGAGCGGUGGAGAGGGACGCCAGCCUGUCAGGCGAGGAGAAGCUCUUCCAGGUGCACACGUUCGAGAUCUUCCAGAAAGAACUGAACGAGAGCGAGAAUUCGGUCUUCCAGGCCAUCUACGGACUGCAGAGAGCCCUGCAGGGGGAUUACCGAGAUGUGGUCAACAUGAAAGAGAGCAGCAAGCAGCGGCUGGAGGCUUUGCGGGAGGCCGCCAUUAAGGAAGAGACAGAGUAUGUGGAACUUCUUGCUGCCGAAAAACACCAAGUGGAAGCCCUUAAAAACAUGCAGCAUCGAAACAAGAGUCUGUCCAUGCUUGACGAGAUCCUCGAAGACGUGAGGAAGGCUGCCGACCGUUUGGAGGAGGAGAUAGAGGAGCAUGCCUUCGAUGACAAUAAAUCAGUCAAAGGGGUCAACUUCGAGGCUGUUCUGAGAGUGGAGGAAGAGGAGGCCAGUUCCAAGCAGAACAUCACAAAGCGGGAAGUGGAGGAUGGCCUGGGUCUCAGCAUGCUUAUCGACUCCCAGAACAACCAGUACAUUCUGACCAAGCCCCGAGACUCCACCAUCCCUCGUGCGGACCACCACUUCAUAAAGGACAUCGUGACCAUAGGAAUGUUGUCCCUACCUUGCGGCUGGCUGUGCACAACAAUUGGAUUGCCCACGAUGUUUGGGUAUAUAAUCUGUGGUGUGCUCCUGGGGCCCUCCGGGCUGAACAGUAUUAAGUCUAUUGUGCAGGUGGAGACAUUGGGAGAAUUUGGGGUCUUCUUUACCCUGUUUCUUGUUGGCUUAGAGUUUUCUCCAGAAAAGCUCAGGAAGGUGUGGAGGAUAUCUUUACAAGGACCUUGUUACAUGACAUUACUGAUGAUUGCCUUCGGCUUGUGGUGGGGACACCUUCUGCGGAUCAGACCCACUCAGAGUGUCUUCAUUUCCACCUGCUUGUCCUUAUCAAGCACACCCCUGGUGUCCAGGUUCCUAGUGGGCAGUGCCCGGGGUGAUAAAGAAGCAGGCGACAUUGAUUACAGCACGGUGCUGCUUGGCAUGCUGGUGAUGCAGGAUGUGCAGUUGGGGCUGUUCAUCGCCGUCAUGCCCACGCUCAUACAGGCGGGAGCCAGCACGUCGUCCAGCGUUGUCAUGGAAGCACUGCGGAUACUCUUUCUGAUUGGACAGAUUCUCUUCUCGCUGGCUGCUGUUUUUCUCUUAUGUCUCAUCAUAAAGACUUACCUCAUAGGACCGUAUUACCGGAAGCUGCACAUGGAAAGCAAAGGGAACAAGGAAAUCCUCAUCCUGGGAGUGUCCGCGUUCAUCUUUCUCAUGUUGACGGUCACAGAGCUGCUGGACGUCUCUAUGGAGCUCGGCUGCUUCCUGGCUGGAGCACUGGUCUCUUCCCAAGGGCACAUGGUCACAGAGGAAAUCAUGACUUACAUCGAGCCUAUCCGUGACUUCUUGGCCAUCAUCUUCUUCGCAUCCAUAGGGCUCCAUGUGUUCCCCACCUUUGUGAUCUAUGAGUUGACCGUGCUGGUAUUCCUCACCCUGUCUGUGGUCGUCAUGAAGUUUGUAUUGGCAGUGCUGGUCUUGUCUCUCAUCCUGCCGAGGAGCAGCCAGUACAUCAAGUGGAUUGUAUCAGCAGGGCUGGCACAGGUCAGCGAGUUCUCCUUUGUUCUGGGGAGCCGAGCACGGAGAGCGGGCAUCAUCUCGAGAGAGGUGUACCUCCUCAUCCUGAGUGUGACCACACUUAGCCUCCUGCUCGCCCCAGUGCUCUGGAAAGCAGCCAUCACAAAGUGUGUGCCGAGACCCGAGAGGAGGUCAAGCCUCUGACAGCACCAGAGGACGACAGACUUCGGGGUGGGGCCCUUCUCGGAGUCCUGCCAUGGUCUGUUGCUGCACCUUCCCGCUGGCCUGCCGUCAGAGACAGAGCAGCGUUGACAAGGAGGCGGUAUCCUCACGUUCGCUUGCAUUUUCAGAAGCUCUCCUGGCAUGUUUUCCAGAGUAAUUUAUUUGCAGUCCGUUGAUCAUGUACAGAGUUUUAACACUGCAUUUUACAAUCACCUGAACUAUUUUGCCUGAAUGUGCCUUUUUUUAAAUGAAGAUUAUUAACUCCCUAUUGUUAAUUCAUCAGCUCAUGAGUUUUUGGUAAAGAAGAAAAAUUAGAAAGCCUUUUUUUAUUUAUUGUACAAUUAUAAUCUGUUGGUCAAAUAUCUGUUAUUAAACAUAAUGGUGAUAUGAGAUUUUAAUUUUAUUUUUGAGCUUAGAAGCUUACUUUUAAUCUUUAAAGACUUGCUGUCUUCUUGCCCCUUGUAACUAUUUUAAAUAAAACGUUUUCAUGUUGAUUUUUAUUAGUUUUAGUUUAAAAAUAUUUGUCUCUGAAUCAUAAGCAUAUGCAUUCUUAAAUAAAGACCAUUUAUGAUCAGGGCAUAA
Molecule: messenger RNA, 3058 nt
Organism: Peromyscus leucopus (white-footed mouse)
Lineage: Eukaryota; Metazoa; Chordata; Mammalia; Rodentia; Cricetidae
Gene: Slc9d1
Product: transmembrane and coiled-coil domains 3
Exons: 14
Coding region: 422-2458 (678 amino acids)
Biological process (GO): potassium ion transmembrane transport; proton transmembrane transport
Cellular component (GO): membrane
Molecular function (GO): potassium:proton antiporter activity
Source: RefSeq, a predicted model, not a curated record